CCGUCUUUUGGGAGUUACGGAUUAGUCGUCGUAUUGUUCCAUACACUUAUCUCUUUGCAAGGCAGAGACAGCUUCUUUCUUUCUCCAGCCAUGGAGACUGUUGUUCAAAGUUCAGUUGGUAUAUAUUCGAAACCCUUCCAUAGCUUAGCUAGAAAGCUAAUUAAGGCAUCAUCAGGUCCAAUUACAAGAGUUACAGAAAUGGAUAGGAGAAGAGGGGGAAUUUCACUACUCACUUCUCAUUCUUUUUUUCCUGCAAUUAGGAGAAUAAGAGCAAUGCAUAAGAGCAUCACUUCUUCUCCAACGGGUAUCUACGUUUUUGUUCCUGCAACUCCCUCGUCUUACAGAUUUUGUUAUUUCACCUUUAUCGAUGUUUCUUUUGCAACACCUGAGGUGGGAGUUACAAAUACUGAAACGCGUGAAUGGGCGAUGCAAGAUUUCUAUACUUUAAGGAAGGAUGUAGAAACUGUCUUAGAGCGUGUUCAGGAGAUCAGAGCUGCUGCUGGUCUAAAGCAAUUACAGGAAGAUCUUGCUGCUUUAGAAGCAGCAGCUGCUGAUCGGUCUCUCUGGGAUGAUCGUGCGAAAGCUCAGGAAACACUUCAGGCUUUGACUGAUUGCAAAGACAAAUUAAAGCUUCUCCGUGACUUCAAGACACAGGCUGAUGAUGCAGAAACGAUUAUUAAGCUCACUGAGGAGAUGGACUCAAUUGAUUCAGUGUUUCUUCAAGAGGCCUCUGGUAUCAUAAAGGAAUUGAACAAGGCACUGGAUCGUUUUGAGUUGACUCAACUUCUUUCAGGCCCCUAUGACAAAGAAGGUGCAGUGAUUACUAUCACAGCUGGUGCAGGCGGCACUGAUGCACAGGAUUGGGCUGAUAUGCUUCUCAGGAUGUAUGUGAGAUGGGCAGAAAAGCAGCGCUAUAAAACAAAAGUUGUUGAGAAGUCUGUGGGAGAAGAAGCUGGGAUCAAGUCAGCCACUGUUGAAAUUGAUGGACGGUAUGCAUAUGGCUACCUGUCUGGGGAGAAAGGAACCCACAGGAUUGUUCGACAGUCUCCCUUCAACUCUAAAGGCCUUCGUCAGACAAGCUUCACUGGCAUUGAAGUUAUGCCUCUUCUUCCUGAAGACUCAACAAAUGUUGAAAUUCCCGAAGAAGACUUGGAUAUCAGCUUUACAAGAGCAGGUGGAAAGGGAGGUCAAAAUGUUAACAAGGUUGAGACUGCAGUUCGCAUCACUCAUAUUCCCACUGGUGUAGCUGUUCGCUGUACAGAGGAGAGGUCACAGCUGGCAAAUAAGAUAAAAGCUCUAAGCAGAUUGAAGGCAAAAUUAUUGGUGAUUGCAGAGGAACAAAGGGCAUCAGAAAUAAAGCAAAUAAGAGGAGACACGGUGAAGGCGGAAUGGGGCCAGCAAAUAAGAAACUAUGUCUUCCAUCCUUACAAGCUAGUAAAAGAUGUAAGGACUGCUUAUGAAACUUGUGAUAUCACCUCUGUGAUGGAUGGUGAGUUAGAUCCUUUUAUCAAAGCCUACCUUAAGCACAAGUACAGUUUGGCAGCAAAUCCUAGUGGACUCACUUGAUAAUGCAAAUGAAUCACUAGAUACAACAUCUUUAAUGUUGUUAUUACCUUGUAUUUGAGAUUUGUUCCCAUCUUUCUAUAAUUGUUGUGUUUAGUUAAUAGGAAAAUGACAUAUUGAAGUAUGAAAGGGAAAAAAGACAAUAUUCAACAAAA
Messenger RNA from Solanum lycopersicum (tomato), 1718 nucleotides. Its product is annotated as peptide chain release factor PrfB1, chloroplastic. NCBI's taxonomy places the organism in Eukaryota, Viridiplantae, Streptophyta, Magnoliopsida, Solanales, Solanaceae. Gene Ontology annotation, molecular function: translation release factor activity, codon specific. Gene Ontology annotation, cellular component: cytoplasm. The record is from RefSeq and is a predicted model, not a curated record. Gene Ontology annotation, biological process: translational termination.